This is a messenger RNA of Schistocerca nitens (vagrant locust), 1091 nucleotides long. RefSeq names its product beta-1,4-galactosyltransferase 7-like. The record is from RefSeq and is a predicted model, not a curated record. Lineage: Eukaryota; Metazoa; Arthropoda; Insecta; Orthoptera; Acrididae. The coding region runs from base 1 to 990 and encodes 329 amino acids. Gene Ontology annotation, biological process: proteoglycan biosynthetic process; carbohydrate metabolic process. The transcript is spliced from 4 exons. Gene Ontology annotation, molecular function: xylosylprotein 4-beta-galactosyltransferase activity.
AUGAAGGUGUGUGUAUAUCUGGGAUUUAUUUUGUGGAAAAAUAAGUCUCUGGUGCUAUGUGUACUCAUAAUGUUGGUGCUUGGAUGCUUAAUUGCUUUGAUACCAAUCACACCGGUUAAACUGACAAUUUACCGUGUUUGUUGCUCAGUGACUAGUGGCGUAAGAUGUUUGUAUGACUGUCUGGAUAAAAAAUUAAGUGGUUUAAAUGAACGGAAAAUCGAAGAAAAGGCGUACCAAAACGAGGGCGACGAAGUUAAACAUAAACUAGCUGUACUCGUUCCUUUUAGGGACCGUUUUGACGAACUUCUGGAAUUUGUCCCCCAUAUGCACAAGUUUUUGAAAAAGCAGAAUGUAAAUCAUCAUAUAUUUGUUUUAAAUCAGAUCGACAGUUACCGAUUCAACCGUGCAUCGUUAAUCAACGUUGGAUUCCGAGAAGUGUGCCCGCAGUGUGACUACAUUGCAAUGCAUGAUGUUGAUCUUCUCCCCCUUAAUCCACAACUAUCAUACGGCUAUCCAGAGAAAGGCCCAUUUCAUGUUGCAUCGCCACAGCUGCAUCCUCGCUAUAACUACUCAACAUUUGCUGGAGGAAUACUGCUAAUUAAGAGAGAAGAUUUCCAAAAAGUCAAUGGAAUGAGCAAUAAAUAUUGGGGCUGGGGUUUAGAAGAUGAUGAAUUCUAUAUUCGCCUAAAAGAAGCAAAGCUGCAAAUAUCUCGUCCACAAAAUGUAACUCCGGGAAAAACCAAUACAUUUAGGCACAUGCAUGAUAGUGUAAGACGGAAACGUGAUAAGACCAGAUGCUUCAGUCAAAUGCAGUUGACAGAUGAUCGUGAUUUGGAGACCGGUUUGAACACAGUGUCUUAUAAACUUACAGAAAUUAGAGAGAUGAGCAUUGAUGGUGAUCGAGCUACAGUUCUAAACGUGAAACUCCACUGUGAUAAGCUACUGACUCCGUGGUGUGAAUGUAACUCUAGCAAUCAGUCAGCACAUUAAAUCUGGGCAGGUGGCAAGCUGAAUAAAUUUAGAUUGUAAAAUAGUAAAGUGCCAAUAUGUUGACAUUGUUUUCAGUAUUUAUAACAUUUUUUUUUGAUAUU